CUUCUUACAGCAGUUCAGUGACGCUUCACGUACAGUUGACAGAGAGGAACGACGCUCUACGUUCGACAGUAAUUUACUCCACGUGCUGCGAUGGGAGAGCUGCAGGUUUCCUGUGAUCGUUCAACAUUUUCUAUUUUUAUCUUCUGCCUGUUUUUUAUCUGGACACCAGUUAAAGGUAACUAUCAGCUGAUUGCUUCAUCUGAACCAAUCCUAGCGGCUCCUGGAGAUGAUGUCAUCCUUCCAUGUCGGGUGGAUCCUUAUUGGAACGCUGUGGAGAAGACUGUGGAGUGGUCCAGACCGGACCUGAAGGCCUCAGGCCCACAGAAGCGUGUGGAGUACGUGUACGUGCACCGGUUCAGGAAGAUGGACAGAGACAUGAUGAUGGAGACGUACAUCCAGAGGACGUCUCUGUCAGAAGGACUGAGACAUGGAGACGUGUCUCUGAGGAUCCACAACGUGAGCUUGGAGGAUAGCGGGAGGUUCAGGUGUUUCAUCCCAAACCUGAGCAUAGAAGCAGAGGUUCUGCUGGUUGUUGACCCAGGCUUUGUUCAAACGACUACAGCAGAGACGGUUCCUCAGAGAACCAGUCCAGCCCCAGAGGAAGAGACCAUCAGAACCGGUGGUCGAUACAGGAUGAUGCUUUUCUUUCCUAUUAUUAUUUUUUUCUUCAUCAUUUCUCUGAGUUCAGUUUUCGUCUGCAAAGUUAAAAAGAACAAGAAGAUUCAGAAGAGUCCCCUGUUUCAGGCAUCAACCCAAAAGUUAUUCUGCUUUGCUCAAGUGCAGACCUGCAUUGAUAUAGAUGGAAGCUCCAUGAAGUCUUCUCUCCUGCAGCUUCCUCAGGAUUCAGAUUCUACCCGGCAGCAGAAUCCUGCAGAUGGACACAGUCCUCAUGAUCAGUCAGAGUCAUAUCGGUGAAACCAGGUUCUACAUGUUUGCUGUCAGACUCUGCAGGAAUCCUCCAAAACUUCAGAUGUUCUGAUGUUUUUAUCAAGUGUAGAAAUAUUUUUUUAAUUUCUACACUUUAAAUGCUGUUGUAAUGCCUUACUGCGGCUGCAGGUGGUUCAGAGAAACACCUCUUUGUUUCUCUCCAAUAAUUUGCAAAGCAAGGGAGAUAUGAACAUCACCCCUAACAUGGAGAAAAAUUUGAGGAAAAAAAAGAAGGGGCUAGACUGGGAAAGGGGCCAAAAACAACGAUGAUGUGGCUGUUAAUAGAAGAAAAAGAAAAGACUUUAUAGGAAA
This is a messenger RNA of Cyprinodon tularosa, 1239 nucleotides long. RefSeq names its product myelin-oligodendrocyte glycoprotein-like. The coding region runs from base 91 to 915 and encodes 274 amino acids. Lineage: Eukaryota; Metazoa; Chordata; Actinopteri; Cyprinodontiformes; Cyprinodontidae. The record is from RefSeq and is a predicted model, not a curated record. The transcript is spliced from 6 exons.